CUGAGUCAGGCAAGAGAGAGAUUGAGACAUAAUUGAGUAGGGUAAUACGUAGCAUUAAGAGAGCAGGCCAUUAAGUAUACUGGAGCAGGUGACACUGUCAUCCAAGCGAGAGAGAGAGAGAGGGCAAACCCGGGCACAGCGCAAUGAGAGCAAUAAGGUUCCCCGGCGGAGAGCUCUGGUGGUGGAUGCUCGUCAUCUUGCUCCUCUGCUGCCGCUUCUCGUCUUCCUCCCUACCCCUAAUUGCUGCCGCCACCGCUGCCGCGGAGGAACGCGUCGUCACCCACCUCCCUGGCUUCGAGGGACCCCUUCCCUUCCACCUCCGGACAGGGUACGUGGAGGUGGACGAGGGUAAUGGAGUCCACCUCUUUUACUACUUCAUCCCCUCCGAGCGCUCCCCCGCCGACGACCCUCUCAUGCUCUGGCUCAGCGGCGGCCCCGGGUGCUCUUCCCUCACCGGCCUCGUCUACCAGAUUGGCCCUCUCGGUUUCGACCUUCAUGGCUACAUGGAUGGCCUGCCUAAGCUGGUUUACAGACCAGAGUCCUGGACCAAGUUGAGCAAUAUAAUUUUUCUCGAUUCCCCGGUUGGAGCUGGAUUUUCAUACUCCAUUACAGUGCAAGGAUACAAAUCAAGUGACACCAAAGCUGUCAACCAGAUUCUCAUUUUUCUCAGGAAGUGGUUCGACAAGCACCCAGAGUUCUUGUCAAAUCCUCUGUACAUUGGGGGUGAUUCAUACUCUGGUAUGAUUGUGCCAACCGUCACCUCUGGAAUCGCCAACGGUAAACAUGUCGGAAGUGAACCUUCUCUGAAUCUAAAGGGUUACCUCGUGGGCAAUCCAUUAACAGAUUCUUCGAUUGAUGGGCCAUCAAAAAUUCCAUUUGCUCAUAGGAUGGCUCUCAUAUCUGACCAAAUCUAUGAGGUGUACAAGAAGAGCUGCAGUGUGGGGGACAGCAGCUACCAAAGCGUUCAGUGCACAAACAGCCUUAACGCCAUACAUGAGUGUGUCAAGGACAUAUUCCCGUUUCACGUUCUGGAGCCCCUCUGCUCCUAUGCAAGCCCUCACCCAUACAACUUUCUCAAGCUGAAGCUGAAUUCAGGUGUUCGGGAGAUGCAGCAGCUCCAGGACAACACUGCAGAAGGGCUUCACUUGUCAGAGAUUUCUACACAGUGCAGAACAGCAGAAUAUACAUUGUCCAGAUUAUGGGCAAAUGAUGCCACAGUAAGAGAGGCCCUUGGUAUUCACAAGGGAACAGUUCCUGCAUGGUUAAGAUGCAACACGAGCAUACCGUAUACCAAAGAUAUUCAAAGUUCAGUGAAGUACCAUUUGGAUGUGACCACUAAAGGCUACAGAAGUCUAGUUUACAGUGGUGAUCAUGACAUGGUUGUACCUUAUAUCGGCACACAAUCCUGGAUUAGGUCCCUUAAUUUCUCUAUUGUGGAUGACUGGAGACCAUGGUACGUCAACGGGCAAGUUGCAGGAUACACAACAUCGUAUUCUAAUAAUCUCACAUUCACAACGGUGAAGGGUGCUGGACAUACUGCUCCAGAGUACCAGCCAAGGCAAUGCCUUGCGAUGAUGGCAAGGUGGUUUGCUGGUGACCGCCUUUGAUUGCAGCCUCGAGGUGCAUUGCAAGAGAACUUGGAACAGUUGGGGAGGGAAGGACGCCUGAUUAUUUACCACGCAAAUUGCUCUUUGGUGUGUCUGAAUAUCUGCUAGCUCCUCUUCAGGGAAGAAGCAGGGCUGGUACAAUGUCUUUAGAGAAGAAAAUAAAACUUUUUUAAAAAAGGGAAAAGACAAUAGAAAUCUUGAUAAGUGUGAUAGAUUUAACCUUC
Messenger RNA from Phragmites australis (common reed), 1831 nucleotides. RefSeq names its product serine carboxypeptidase-like 17. Bases 144 to 1607 code for a protein of 487 amino acids. Lineage: Eukaryota; Viridiplantae; Streptophyta; Magnoliopsida; Poales; Poaceae. The record is from RefSeq and is a predicted model, not a curated record. Gene Ontology annotation, molecular function: serine-type carboxypeptidase activity; acyltransferase activity, transferring groups other than amino-acyl groups. The transcript has 13 exons. Gene Ontology annotation, biological process: proteolysis; secondary metabolic process.